AUGUCUGCCGAAUCUGUCCGUUUAAUUGUUGAUUCUCUAAAUAAAGAUCCCUUCAAUUUAUCGACAACAUUAAUUGCUUUCGAUAAUUUUUCACCGAAUCGUUUACUGCAAGUGUUGAGUGAUGUGCUGUGUUGGGUGACUCAAACCGAUCAAAUUGACAUCCGAAAUGAAGCUCCAGAUCAAACGGCGCUGAGAGUUUUCAACAAUUUGAAAAUCUUGAAAUUUAGACCACCAUCCGAUAUUGAACAACUCGAAGAAUGGCGUAUUGGAAUGGUCGAGGGCUCAAAAGCCUCAAUCUACCCAGUUCUCUUCUAUUUGUUCUCUAACGUUGAAAUGUUAAAAGAAAGAGCUUACUUGGCAAAAUUUCUCGUAAAAGUCGAAGUGCCAAGUGAAAUUCACGAUGCGGAUACUGUACAACUCCAAAAUGACAUCAUUACAUGUAUGGAGAGAUUCAAGGAAAUUCAUCAAAAGGUCGUUCAAGUGCGUGGUGAUUCGAUGCUCAUUGAGGAUAUCAAGGCUGAUUUGAGACAGAUGGAACAGGAAAAGGAACAACUCAAUCGUCGAAUCGAAAAGAUUCGACGAAAAGUCGUCAAUAUGCCCAACUUGGAUCGAAUUAUUUCCGGUGCAGAAGCUCAUCGGCGAGAAUUGGAACGAUUUGAGACAUUGAAUGUUCAGAGACAAGAACAAAGAAAUGCUGUAAUCAAUGCUGAUCAAAAGAUUCAACGAUUGGAGAGUCAAUUGAAAGAAGUGAGGCAACAAGCAGAGACACUUGAUCCGAGUGAUCUAAUCGCACAAUUGGAUGAAGAGAUGGAAACAAAUGGUUUCUUAAUGCAGAAAUUAGAACGAGAGAUUCGAACGAAGAAAGGAGUGGUGAUUGAGUUGGCAAGAGUGUCCAAUCUACCGACAAUUGAUCAGUCAGAAGUUGACGAUCUGAAAAGAGAGGUAGAUGCAGUGAAUGCUCGUCUAAUCGUUCUCGAAGAGGAUCGGGAUAAACGAGAGGAAGGAUAUGAUGAGAAUUUCUCCAUUUAUCGACAUCAAGCAGCGACGGUGGAGAGGAAGAAAAAUGCUGCCGCUUCACAAUUACAAGAAGGAAGGAAUGAUCUUGAUGAAAUGCAUCGUCGUUUGGCUCAAAGAAAAGAUGAAAUGCGAACUAAUAAUGGUGGAGAGGAUGUUGUCACUUCUUUGCAGUUUAAAAACUACGUGAACAAACUUCGGGGAAUGACGAUCACUUACAAAAAGAAAAGAGGAGAAUUGGAGGAUAUUAAGUCAGAGAAUCUCAUUUUGACAAGAACUUGUGAGAUUUUGGGGAAACAAUAUCAAGAGCUCAAAGAUAAAAUGGAAGGGAUGGGAAUGUUAGUGAUGGAGACGAUUGAAGUACCGACAAGAAUAGAAAGGCCAAAGACUGCUGCUCCAAAAACUGAUGAUAUCGAUGAAUUACGAAAUCUGAUCAAUGACUUGAAUAUGCAACUCGAUCAAAAGCGAUCAUUGGUGGCACCGCUGAAAGAGAAAAGAGAUGAGAUCUCAGCUAGAUUGAAUGAUACUCUGGAAAGUAUGCGGAAUCAACGAAAAGACUAUGAAAGGCAGCGAGCCGCUUUGGAGAGCAAUUUCACUCGAUUGCAAGAUAACGUCGAGCGCCUUGAAGGUCAAUACGAGGCAGCACAAUUGAAAGCAAAAAUGGCCGAGGUUCAGGUAAAAGUAGCUGAAGCUCAUUUGGAACAAAUUGAAUCUGGGAAUAUUGGACAGAUCACUCAAGAUAUCGAGGAUCUCACGCAGAAAUAUCAACAAGAAGCUGAUACAAUUCAACAAAGAGGAGGAGGGCAGGGCGGAGGAAGCGAUUCAAAGAAACAAAUGCAAAUGUGGCGAUCACUCGAGAGAAUCUUCGAGCUGAAGUUGGCACUCGCGAGACAAGAUCCAUCAAAAAGUGAUCUACCAAUCGGUGACAGAAGGGCUGGUCGUUUU
Mesorhabditis belari is the source of this 1959-nucleotide messenger RNA. The record is from the annotation of a GenBank genome assembly. NCBI's taxonomy places the organism in Eukaryota, Metazoa, Nematoda, Chromadorea, Rhabditida, Rhabditidae.